This is a messenger RNA of Schistocerca gregaria, 8218 nucleotides long. RefSeq lists its product as uncharacterized. Gene Ontology annotation, molecular function: receptor ligand activity; tumor necrosis factor receptor binding. NCBI's taxonomy places the organism in Eukaryota, Metazoa, Arthropoda, Insecta, Orthoptera, Acrididae. Gene Ontology annotation, biological process: immune response. Gene Ontology annotation, cellular component: membrane. The transcript has 5 exons. Bases 366 to 1583 code for a protein of 405 amino acids. The record is from RefSeq and is a predicted model, not a curated record.
UAUACAUCACAAGGAAGCGGGAGUUGAAGAAGGCGAGCAGUGUAGCAGGAGCGCGUAAACGCCAUUUUAGUGUUAGUAUGUAUCGGUAUUGGUCACGAAGUUGUGAGGACGCGACGAACUGAGUAACCGCGCUGCAGGCGGUGCUGUGCAACCGGGGCAGCAGUGAGCAGUGUGUAGCGCGGCAGCUUUUGCAAUGUAGCCAGCCAUGCCAACAGGUGGUUGCGCUACGCGACUCCACUGCACCGUUGCCAUGGAUUCGUGACCAGAAUUUGCGGACCGACUGGCAAAAAAUAAAACUGUGUAUUAGUGCAAAUCAUGGUUACAGCGUUUUUGCCUUCGCCUGAUUUGUGAUUGCUGACACCGCGAUGGUAGGUCCUGGUGCGUACACUGCUAGAAGAAAGCCAGGAGUGAUGUCUUGCAAAUUUGAUGAAACACCAACUAAUUCAAAUCCGGAGAAGAAAGUAGGGCCGUUGACAGAUCAUCUGUUACCGACAAACCUGACGCUAAGAUUCGACACAAACGUCAGGUUGCAGAGGAACAGUGUGCUGACAACAGUGACUAUUUUAAAUGCGUUGGUUACUGCUGCGUUAAUCGUCGCUGCUGUCCCGACCGGUGUUUAUGUACAGAGUGAACUCAAUAAUUCCCAGCAUAAAAUUAUAGUCCUUCAAGAACAAGUAAAGUUCUUGACGGAUCGCUACGAGUACAUCGUAAAACAGUUAAGGUCAGUGAGGAUCCGAGCAAAAGGAAGUUCCUUAAAUGAAAAUUUAAAGCAAAAUAGUAAUAACGAAGAUUUUGUCAGUGCGCAACACAAAUUUCCUUGUCAGUACAAGGAUGUUGAUUCUGUUAAUAGUGGAGAGCGGAGCCAGCACCUGCAAAUCAAGAAACCAAGUUUCGUGACGGAAGACGUCAUGAAGGAGUCAUCAAAAGCUGCCCUGGCUACAGAGGAUAAAUUUCCUCCACCAUCAUUUUCUGAAGAGCCACACACAUCAAGAGCAGUGGCAGUGGAAACUGACGGCAGUCAGUAUGGCACUCAUACACUGAGGAGGACUAAGCGUUCAGAUUGGAGAGGUAAACAGUCACAGAGGAAGCCUUCGAAUGGUGGACGUGGGCGACAGCGAAGGAGAGGAAAAUUUAGUGGUGCUGCUGUUGCACAUUUCAAGGGUGGACAGCCAGAAACUUUCAUCAGAGAUGGAGGUAGUUUGGUUGCUCCAUGGUUCCUUGAUGAUGCUGCAUCUGGAAGAUUCAGUUUCUCAGCCUUCCAGCUGAAACAAGGAAAAGCGGCGGUUGAGGUGACAGAGAGUGGGCUUUACUAUAUAUAUUCUCAGAUCCAUUAUUUGACUUCGCAAGUUACAAAUAGCUACUCCCUGAACUUAAGGCACGGUAGUCAGAGCAACUCCUCUGUCCUAUCCUACUGCAGUGCAAGUUCAGGUAGUCAGACUCUGAAUGAAGUGAGCUGCUUUACAUCAGUUGUCAGAUACCUCAAUUCCACAGAUCGUAUUUUCAUACAACAGAGGGACAUGAAUAGGAGAAUUAUUCUUAGAGAUGGAUAUAGUUAUCUUGGUGUUGUAAGGCUAAGUGCAUAAUUACCGAAGCUUGAGAAUUCUAUUUUCACAAAGAGUAUGAAAUAUUGCUCAAUGAAGAGCAAUUCUUCGAAAUGAAAAAGUGAUAAGAGACUAGGAGCAACAGUUUCCAAAAUGUUGCAGGUUCUGCUACAUUAAGCUGGUGAUAGUGCAUAUAGUUUUCGUUACACUACUGUUGUCCAGACACUUAACAGCCAAGAAUGUGGUGUGCAUUUAAGGUGAUCUCCUUCUUUUUAAAAUGCAAGGCUUGUGAUUAUAUUUGAGUGUAACUUGUUUUGUUUGGGAAUGAGGUGUUACUUGGAGACCAAAAGUAUGUGCUACACCUGUAUUAAAGUUCAUGUUGUAGCUGAAUGAGCCACUGAAGUCCCUGAAAUGGGUAGGAAGCAGUAAGAGGUUGACUCUUACUGCAAAGACUGUAAAGAGUAAAAUGGUGAACACUUCCUACCAGAUGUGCUAUUAUCUCCAAAGUAGUUCACCCACGUUAAAAAUGUAUUAUACUGUUUAGUUAUUAAGAUUGCAAUGGUGCUAAAUUAAUCACAGUGCAGAAGUACAAAUUUUUGAAUAAGUUGAGACUCAACUGUAAAUGUGCAUUUUUCUUUGCAUCAUUUUAGAAGACUAAAUAAUUAGUCAAGAUAAAUGAGAAUGUAUGUUUUAAAUUUAUUUUGUAAUGUAUAAACUCGGGAGGAACAAUAUCCACUUAUACAGACAACAAAUUGUAUUCUAUGAAGAAACUUUGAUUCUAAGUUCUUUUUGGGAAGUAUGUAUGGGUAUAUUUGUUUCAAAUCCUGUGUGGAAUAUCUAGCAACCUAGUUUGCAAAAAAUGCAAAAAGUCCACUUCCUAGUAGAAAAUACAGAAAGCACAGUUACAGAGAAUUGAUUCCUUCCUUAGUACUAUUCAUAUAAUAUUAACAGUUCUACUGUAGUAUCGAGACAGAUAUUCAGUGUUUCAAUUGGUGCACAGAAAGAUAUUUACCUCUUAUAGAGUCAUACUCUCUGUAGGAAUUUUCUGUUGGUCAAUCUUCUCAAAAAUUUAGUGUCUUGUAUACUUGAAUCUUAACAGGCCAAAUAAUUAAAAUAAUAUACAUUUUUGUAGACUUCCUCCUUAUUCACCUCACAACAAUGUCCUCAUUCAAUUAUUGUUGACUUACUUGUGGGAAUGGACAGGGUGUCUUCACAUGCUUCAUUUGUUAGUACAAUCAUUAUUCGAUAGGUAGCAGAACAUUUUGGAGAAAUGCAGUAUUCUAGAGAAAAUGUGUGCAGUUUUAUUGAUGCCAUGGAUACAAUUCGUUAUCCAGAAAAUUAAAAUGAGGUACUCCAUUGAUUUAAUAGAUUGCAGCUAAUAUCCUUAUGAUAGACCUGGUUAGCUUCAGCUGUAGAAUACAGAAAGUUCCAGGAAUAAGUUUCUUCUUUUGACUUGUUUGACCAUGCUAGUAUUGUGGGCAACGUAAAGGUAAAUGAUGGAUCACAUUUCUGGCAAAGAGUAGUCCAAAUAUUCAAUAUCACCAUAAUAAGAAAACUUUGCAGGCACAGAUUUUUUUGGGUUUAUUGAAAACUUAAAACUUGUGUUUUACACAGUAGAGUAUUGUCUCUAGAUCAUUAUAUUUUGAGGUAGCAUACUUCGUCCACUGAGUGUUAAUGUAAAUCCAAAUUUAUGUAGUUUGAGUGUCACAACAAAGCAUAUGAAGUCUUUGGAAGGAAACUUUCACCAACAUAAGUGAUAUUUCACCAGGACCAUGCAGUGGAGGCGUUAAAAGAAGAGGUUUGUUAAUUACACCCAGCCCCGUUUUUGUGGUUCUCAGAAACACAGUGAUGUUAUUUUUCUGCCAAAUGUAUAAAGAGGUACCUGCCCCCUCCCCCCCCCCCCCCUGUGAAAGUAAAAAAUGGAUAUUGAUUAAUCACCUUGCAUAAACAUUGUGAACCCAGUAAGUGUUUUGUAAACGGUCAUGACGAUACUAUUGCACUUGGACCGAAUCACCAUCACUCCCACAUGCAGUAAUAUUGUGGUCGAUCAAAAAUUUGGUCAAAAGCAACAAUGCAUAGUUGCACAUAAUCUGUCUUUGCAAGAUAAAUUUUAGUUGUUAUGAAAAUACCAAUGUAAGAAAUUAAAGUGAUGAAUCAUGUGGCUUUCUGCAGUGUUAACAUUAGGGUUCAGAUUUUUAGGUGCUUAAAAGCUGGGGUUAUUUAUUUUUCACAUCUUUAGAAACAUUUGAAAUAUGACAAAUAAGUAAACAUAUUUAACUAAAAUUUGAUAAAUUUUUGUAAAUAUGAGCAACAUGCAUUGUUUAUGGAUGCAAUUUGUGCUAUGCUUCACUGAUUGCUGAAGAGUUCUUUACAAAUCACUGAAGAUUAUGCUGAGAUGCUGCCCUACACUGGGAGAAUGAGUGCUCACUUUAAGAUGUCAGUCUGGCAAAUUUAUGGCAGGGCAAGUCACUCACUCACACAUUGAUAGCUUCCUCUUGAUGGACAUUUGAAGUUUUGCCCAGUUUGAAACUCACUGUUUUCACACACAUCUGAUUUAAUUUUGUAACACUGGUGCUGUAGCUCAGCUAUUACAACAACAAAGUUUUUGUUCAGUGUCAUGAACAUACUGAACUGUUUGACAGAAGGAACACCCCCCCCCCCCCCCCCCCCCCUGCCUCCUUUAAAUUUUUUAAAUUGUACUGUUAAGGAAACACAAGUUAACAGACAAAUAUGCAAAUAAUUUUUUAACACUGUGUUACUUAACAUUUCCUAAAGUAUUCCAGUUAAAAUUUCAUCCUCUUUCUCUACUAAUCAACUACUAAGGCCAGACCAUCAAAAUUUACUGUAUACUGCAGGGCUGCAAGGAGUGAAGUUUCCCACUGCAUGACUACUGGGGUAGGUAGCUGUGAUACAUUGGGGUGAAUUCUUCUCAGUAACUUCAUUAAGUUUUCCUCAUUAGAAACCAAUUUGCCUGAAGAGAGAAUGCUUUACUUCAUCACAUAGCCUGUGUAAACUACGCACAGUGCAUGUAACGUUGAUCAUUUUAGAAUAACUUGUCUCGUCCUGGUACAGGUUCUGGGUACCAAUAUAGAGUUGGUAGAGCCUGCGUGGCGCAAUCGGGAUGUUGACAACAAUUAUGGGUUUGUGGUUCCCUUUAACUAGCCUUUAUUAUGGAGGUGAGAGGGAGUAGAAUCUCCUGGACUGUCUAAGGGCAUGUAGGAGGUGUAGAUACUUGACAAUACUUUCAAUAGGUAGUGGUUGCAAGGGGGAAUUGGCAGCACUGAACUGUCAAAACAGUAAGGUAAGAAUUCUCCUUUAGCGCAAUUUAUUGAACUAAUAUCACAAAGGACAUGUGAGGUGUCAGACCCUUUCCCUUACUCUGUACACUUCUAUAGAUUAAGCCAGAAUCUCCACUUCUCACUCUGUUGGAAACGACCACUCACGAGAACUAGCACCUUUGAAUUCACUCUCCAUUUAAUAAUGGACCCUUGUCCUAUCUCACAGGAGACAAACGCCAGCCAGUGGCUUGUUUCUUAUAUUGCUGAAACUAACCGUAGAGGCUACUUGAGACAAACUGUCCUUGUUCAAAACUAUUCCAAUGCAAAACUUCUACUUAACUGAUAGUUGUAGUUGCUUCCACCAGAGCAUCACAGUUUUCUCGUAGUUGCAGUUUCUAUAGCCUCAUCAGUAGUGGCUGCUACCUUCUCGAUGUUGCCGGGCCUCGUCUGCUUGUGCCCUCUUCAACUUCUACGAUGACACUGCUUCUUGCUGCUCGUGGAUGCCCUUAAAUACCUAUUUUGAAGGUCUGCCCUGCUCGGAUGUGGCCCUCACAUCCGCUUUCUCUAACUUAUUUUUCAGUCUUCCCGGACAUUUCAUCGCUGUGGACCUAUAUUGGUUUCGAUAUGUCUGUCAGUCCCGGUGCGGAAAGUUCCUUCUUGCCCUCCAAGGUCCGGGAGACACGCUGUUCAUAUCCUCAAUGUGUUUACUAGCUCAGGCUAUUUGUACUGUGUGACACUUUCCCUUCCGUGUCUGCGGAACUCCGGGUUUCACUGCAUGGCGUCCACAUUAGAAAUACUGGCUGAACCUUUACAUUAUGCAUUGCUAAGAAUAGUUAUGCCAUUUUGUUAAUUAAAUCCUCUGGGGACCUGACAAACUAAUAAAAUCUGCCACCGCCUUCUUCAUAAUUAUGUGAUGCAGUAUCUGUUAUUAACCCAUAUUUUGUCAUUUUCACACAUGGAAUGAAUUUGUUGGUAACACUUUGGAAGCUAUUUACUCAAUGCUGACAUUUCAGGAAUGUCAAGAUUUGAAAUUUUGGAGACUGACUUCCUUAACACUGUAUUACUUAAUUUAGAAAAAAUGUGUUGACUAAAACUAAUAGCUUCCACAAAUCUUCACAAUAAACUGAAAAUUUAAGAGAUAUUGCAGAACACCCUCGAACUGCAUCAUUUAUUAGAAGCUGUUUGUUUAGCAAGUGCAAAACUGUGAUGGUUAAUUUCUUGUGAGCAGUUGUAAGUAAGAGGAAUGCAUAAUGCUUAGGGAGAGAAACAGCGUGAAUAUGCUUGUGAACAAACAAAUGACUGGGAGGAAUGAAAGUGAAAGCAAUCAUUUACAUAGUGACUCCUAUACAGAAAAAUACUUCUACUGAACCCUUCUGUCAAUGCAUGACAUGAGUGGAAGCUUCCUCUUUAACACCCUUUUCAUUGGCAUGAUACAUCAGUUACACAAAUAAUGGCAAUUUUGAUUGAUUGGAGUUUUAAUUUUGGUCCGGUUUUCUUCAUUUCAAUUGUUUCCAAAUCUUGUAUAUUAAAGAUAGGAACUGAAAAAAAUUAGCAACUUUAAAAUUUAGUAAUCGCUGCCCAUUUUGUGUGUUUCGUAGACAAGACGAGAAAGAUAUUGAAAUAUUAUUUUUAAGUUUGUCAUUCCAAAAUUGGUCCGAGUCUCACAGGGUGUAAUAUUGCAUAGUAGGAGGUAAAUUCUUGACUCAGGCUCAUUCCCCAAUAUCAAUGAGGUGGGUACCUUGGUGGGGAAGACACUACUCUUUCAGGAGGAGCACAGACCAAAUCCCCAGUAAUGUUUAGGUUUUUCUUGGUUUCCUUAAACUGCUUAUAGCAAACAUUGGUAAUUCCUUUGCAAUGAAUACUGAAAAAUUCCCUUCUCCACUGUGAACCUGUGCUUAGUCCAUAAUUUUCAUUACUGACAUGAUACAUGCUUGUCUUUCUUCCUUUUCCAUAUUUUUUUGUUUCUUAGUUUCUGCAGAUCAUUUGUAUGUGUGUGGUGUUUUUUUUCUUUUUCUUUUUCUUUUUUUAGGGGUCUUGCAGUUCAGACUGAUUGGAUGACAAAAUACUUGCUUUUUAUGUCAAAUAACCACCAUUGGUAUUGUUUCUCCUUCUUUCCCUCUCCUUCAUCUCCAACAUUUUCGUAUUUCAGCUUUAAAACAUCACUUAACAUUUACGCCUGAAUGAAGACUGCCAUGUCGUCACUCCACCAUAAUACUGUAGUAAUGUGAGUAGCUGGCUAGUCAGCUAACAUUACAUCUGAAUUGUCAUCUCUGGUACUAUCAAUUCAUCAAGUCAUUUCACGUGGUGACGUCAUAUUUCUACUUUGCUGCCAUUCCAUAGUUUAAUUUCUCUGUUCAUUAUUCUUUUUUUUCAUACUGGCACAUCCUCUGCUGUCAAAAGGCAACAUUUUUCAUUUCCAGUUAUCAAUGGCACACAAAGAAUCUUAAUUUUGCCUUGUAAUUUAAAAAUACUGUUUCAUGUAAUAGAAUCAGAAAAAAUUCCCUUCUUCUCCAGUCAAGACUUCCAGUUUGAAAUAUUACCUUUGUUUAUUAUCCAUGUCUUGUGGUUUUGUUACAAAAUAAUCUUUGUGAAAGUAAAAGCAAAUUUCGGGUAUUGGAACUGAUAAUUACAUUCAUUGAAUGACAAAUACACAGUACCGCAUCACUUGGUCUCGGUUAAAAUGUGAAUAAUUAUGAUUGUGAUAAUACACCAUAGGAGAAUGUUCAUUAUUGCUAUAAAAUCAAUUGGCUUGCUUAUUCACUGAUGGAUUUAGAACAAGAUUGACAAAAGGACUAUUAGUUGUAUAUUUUUUUAUCUGUGAUAAUGUUUAAUCAUAAAUGUGGCAUUUUAAUAGGAAAAGAUUUAAUGUGAGGCUGUUCAGUAGAAAAUUGCAUUUUAUCAUGCAAAUAACGAAUAGUAUACUUAUUUCGUAUGUGUCAUGGAACUAUCAGAUUUAUUAGUUAACCUUAACUUAAUUUCAUGUGAAACUAAUCAAUGCAAACAUCCUGAGUGAAUCAACAGCAAAUAUUUUGUUAACCAGUCCAUGUGAGUUUAUUUGGAAUGAGAGGCAUUUUCUAUGCUUUCACCGUGUUUGUAGUAGUUUAAUUUCCCAAGUAAUAAGGUGAUACAUUGUUGAAUGAUAUCUCUCAGUUUAGAUGAGGAUGACAUGCAGAUAUUAUUAGAGAUGUAUCUUAAUUGUACAUACUGAAGGUGCUCAGUAGAUAAACCUGAACAUUUCUAGUGAUUCAAAAUAAGUAGUAUGAAUUAUGAUCUCUCCUGUGAAUUCCAUUACUUGUGUUGCUGAGGCUGUUAUAUUUUUCAGCAUUAUUUCUUGAUCUCAAAAUUUAUACAAGAUAUUGUAACUAUUUGGCCAAUUGUUAAUAAAAACAUUUGCAAUCA